Messenger RNA from Neospora caninum, 1260 nucleotides. RefSeq lists its product as hypothetical. The record is from RefSeq and is a predicted model, not a curated record. Lineage: Eukaryota; Apicomplexa; Conoidasida; Eucoccidiorida; Sarcocystidae. The transcript is spliced from 4 exons. The coding region runs from base 1 to 1260 and encodes 419 amino acids.
AUGCCUGAUAGUUGUCGAAAAGGCACCAAUGGCGCGGAAAACACACGGCCGCGUUCGACGCGAGUUCGUUCGCUUGGUCAUCGCCUGAACCGCCAAUCGGCAGCAAACCUAGCUGACCUCUUCAAUGUGACGGACGUGCUGGUGAAACAUGCUGCGAGAAAUCCUUUCGUCCCGUGGAAGGUUUGGAAGCGUGGCGGAGGGACCUAUCUUCCUUGUCCAGCAGCUACACCGCCGAAAUGCUCAGACUCGGCAGCUUCUUUGCGGUCCAUCAAGGCGAGCCGUACGCCUGUCCGUCGGCUGAGGCGACUAGCCCGCGAAAAGGGAGGCAGCGGAUCUUUUACCAAGCCCUCCUCAGCAUCGCCAGUGGUACUGGCUGCUUCGCCACUCUUCCACGCUGCCGCAAGUUCUUCACCAUCUCUCCAAAAUGGACACCUUUCCAGCUGCAAAUAUGACGGGAGUGUAUCCAGUCAGGGGGAGGUUUACCGUGCUGAUGACGGAUUUCCGACGUUGGCGGAGGACCAGGUGAACGGAACUCGGCCACAUCCCCCUGUCCCACCGUGGCUGUCCCUGAGUUCUGGACCGACUAAAGGCGUUUCUGUGUAUACUGGUGAUUAUGGGCGCUAUUGUUAUCCACUUUCGCGACCUGAAUCUGAGGACCCUCCACCGCUGCCACCGCUGAGUGAGUGCUUUCUCGGGUUUGAACGUGGGCCAUCUUUCGGAUUUCUUCCUCGCUGGAGCGCCGGUGUCUCGAAGGCCGAUGCUCCCCAAAGCUCGUGCAUUCCGGAACGCUCUUAUGAGGGACGACGGCAUCUGAUGAUUGCUGGUUUACGGGAUGAGGCGGGCGAGGAAGCAUGUCGCAAUUGGACAAAGGUGGGUGAGACGGAGGAGGCCGUUCUUGCAGAUUGGAAUACAUUGACGUCUGACGGGGAGCGGCGACGCCCUUUCUUCGUUACGCUUCGAUCUAUGAGGCACAGUUACGGAUGGGAAGAAGACGGACGAGUCAGCCCGUUUUCAGCAGGGCCGUCGCCUACGUCCCAGGAUCGACUUGGAUCCGACGUCGCCUCCGCAGCAUCAUAUGAUGGCAGUUUUCCAACUGACGAGGGCAUUGGCACCGUCGAGCGUUCCGAGAAACUGGCGUCUGUGCCGUCGACAGCGAGUACGGUAUCAAGCAUGAAGAAAGGCAGAGCCGAAGAAUAUGGGCAUCUGCGAUCAUCUGAGUCGCCAUCUGUUGAUUCUUCUUCGGUUGACGGGCUGCUUUAG